AAAAAAAAAAAAGAAAAAAGCGAAACAAUCCUGAGGAGAAACACUCCGAGAGAGACAGGGGGAAAGAAAGACAUGACCGUACUGUGCGUGAAGAGUAGUGCGGUUACAAUGCGCGAGAUGAUGCGCGGGUAGAGGAGAGGCGCAGAGGGAAUCCACCGUGCGCCUACUCCGGGUUUGGAAGGCGGUGGGGGAACAGAUAGAGAGAUUGGGAGAGAGAGAGAGACGGGGGAGAUUAGCGACAGUGAAGCUUACACACGAAACCUGAAACGACGUGCGAUGGAGGAGCUGUGCGAGAUGGACUGCACGGUGCUGAAACGGCUCCUGAAGGACGACAGCGCCAAGUGCCUGCUGCUGGACUGCCGCUCUUUCCUCGCCUUCAGCGCGGGGCACAUCCGCGGCGCGGUCAACGCCCGCUGCAACACCAUCGUGCGCCGCAGAGCCAAGGGCUCCGUGCUCAGCCUGGACCAGGUACUGGCCGGAGACGAGGAGGUGCGGGGCCGCCUCCGCUCCGGGAUGUACUCCGCCGUGGUGUUGUACGACGAGAGGACGCCGGACUCCGAGACGGUGAAGGAGGACAGCACCGUCACCCUGGUGCUCAACGCGCUGUGCAGGGACUCCUCCGACACACACAUAUACCUGCUGAAAGGUGGAUACGACAGGUUUUUCACAGAAUACCCAGAGUUUUGCUUAAAGACCAAAUCCUUACCGUCCCUCACCAGCCAGUCCAGCAUCGACUCUGCCUGCUCAUCCUGUGGGACACCACACCACGACCAGGGCGGCCCAGUUGAGAUCCUCCCGUUCCUCUACCUUGGCAGUGCCCUCCACGCCUCAAAGAAGGAGGUUUUGGACGCCAUAGGAAUCUCUGCCUUGCUGAACGUGUCGGCCGACUGUCCCAACCACUUCGAGGGUGCGUACCAGUACAAAUGUAUCCCUGUGGAGGACAACCAUAAAGAAGACAUCAGCUGCUGGUUCCUGGAGGCUAUCGAGUUCAUAGACUCAGUACGGGACUCCAGUGGGCGAGUGCUUGUCCACUGUCAAGCAGGCAUCUCCCGCUCCGCCACAAUCUGCCUGGCCUACCUGAUGAAGAGAAAGCGUGUGCGUCUGGACGAAGCCUUCGAGUUUGUGCGCCGGCGCCGCAGCAUCAUCUCCCCCAACUUCAGCUUCAUGGGCCAGCUGUUGCAGUUUGAGUCGCAGCUCCUUGCCACCUCCUGCGCUGCCGAGGCCGCCGCCACGGCAAGUCCGCUCCUCGGACCCAAGUCGUCAUCGACCACCACCUCGACGACGGCCACACCCACCUCUCCGUUCAUUUUCAACUUCCCAGUCUCUGUGGUGAACCCGGCCUACCUGCACCAUAGCCCGAUCACAACCUCACCUGGCUGCUGAUGGAUAGCCAAUCGCAGCACCCCCCAAAAAAAAAAAACAAACUAUCUGAGCACAGAGUACGCUGGCAUUGGCUGGAGGAGCUGUCAUUCUUACUGACAGCUGCGGUGUGUACAUGCUUCCUGGGUGGGGAGGUGAGAAGCGUCAUGGUGCCUGAUUCAAAACUCAAAGAAAAAAAAACUUUUUUUAAAGUUCAGAAACCAGCCAACGCUCCUUCCAUUUUAACACGAGAUUUAUUCAAACUGACCAAAAAUGAACUGGCUUUCAAAACUUGUUUCAGUAAACGAGUUCGGACUGAGUGUUGGACUGGUGUUUACUGAAGAUACACCUUCUUCCUUGACAAAAAACAACAACAACAACACACACGGAGGCACACAGACACAGAGAGGCAUGAGCAGCAGCAAACACUCUCUUUUUCUCUCUCUCUGCCUCACACACACACACACACACAUUCAUGACUACCAACUGAAUAAGCUCAGUAUGAAGACAGGAUCUGUUGCUAUGGAGACGACAGGUCUUUAGGAGAGGAGAUGGACACAGGAAGGAAGGAGGAAUUUUAAGCACCCGCUCUUUCCCCUUUGGGUGUCUCUCCUGUUGCCAGACAAAAGAGAUGGAUGGAAAAAAGAGGGGAGGAGACGCUGAUAGAAAGCAGGAGCCUCUUCAGUGACAGGUGCUCUGCCGGCAAUCCGACCGGAGCUUCCUGUCUUUCAUACGUCCUCUUCCUCUCUCUCUCUUUCUCUCUCUCCCCCUCUCCCUCCCCACAUACACACACCUUCCUCCCCUCUCAUCCCCUUUUUAUCCUUUUAUAUUCCUCCAUCCUUUCCUCCUACUCCUCUUCUCAUCUCUGCCUCUCAUCUUCACCCCAUCCACCCCCUUCUCCUCCGCUCCUCAUCUCUUUGCUGAAGAGGCUAAAUAAAUAAAAUAAGAUGCCAAAUAAAGGCCAGGGCCCUUGCAAAUGGACUGGGAAACCCCUCCGCAGGCCCCUGAUAAACACUCUAGGAAACUCCCUUUGCUACAUCAUAAAAAAGGUUGUUUUGGAUGAAAAGGGCUGAAAGAAAAAAGUCGUAAGAAAAUGUAUUGUGUCCAGGACAUUUUCAUUGUGUUUUACUGGACUUUUCUGUUAGAUCAGAGAGCAAAUUUUAGAGCGCACUGGCCCUGUGAGACAGCCACUUAAAAGACCAUGCUGAUACCUUUGUACAUUUGAACUCAUUUUAAAUCAUGUAUUCUUUACUGUUGACCAUUUUCCAAAGCACACAAUUUUGAGAACACUGGCUUCAGUUCCUUCCUGCAAGUUUAUUUUCAUAGUAUACUCAAAUGAACUGAAUACACUGGCUCUCAUUGGACACUUUGGAAAAUGGUAAAUUCUUUUUUAGAUAAUGGGCUAAAAUGUGCAUGGCCAGCAAAUGGUCCCUUGAGGUGUUUGUGCCUUGUACAUAAAGGUAUUCCAUGGAUUUAGGCGUCCCUGGAUUUGCCAGGGACAACUUUUUUCUUAGCUGCUAGAAAGCAGAUAGCUGAAUGUCUUUUCAGCAGUGCAGCACAGACUCUUAUUCCACAAUGUCAAAUGAGCAAAAGCUUCUCUCUUCAUCAUUACUCUCUCUCUAACACACACACACACACACACACACACACACACACACACACACACAGUGUAUAUGCUGUACAUGUUAAGGUAAAAUUAGAUUUGAAAAAUUGCAUUUGUGAAGAACUCAGGUUACUUUGAACACAUUACAGAAAUAUUCCUGGAACUAUUUUGGGUUCCGAAUCAUUUAAAAUAGAUACCCUGACAUUUUUAAUUGGAGAAAAUUGGAUGGCAAUACUUUCUCUCAUAGAUAUCUUUUGAUGUUUUAACAGGUCCAUCCUAGAUUUUUUAACAACAGAGCCUCCGAAAGUGGGCCCUUUUACACUCAACUUGAGAAACAUUAGGGAUCCUCAGUGUUGUAACUUGUGACACAAGUUAGAAAAGGAUUUUAAGCUAAAAAGUUGUCCCAAACGUUCAACGUGUAUCUUUUACACACACAACAACCGUAACUCUUCUGUGUUUUUGAAGAUUGUCCACAGUUCUCUUCAUAGCACUUUGAUGUCAUGCAAUACUGUACUAACAAUCCAUAUGAAAAAAAAAAAAAACAUUCACAUUAACACAAUUUGAGACAAUGUUUGUAUUGCUUGUGCUUUUGACCAGGCUGAGCUCUACACUCUGUGCUAGACAUCCAAAGGCACAAAGUCUUACCACGGUUGCUUUUGUACCCUAGUCCUGAUGUAUACACAACAACACACGGGCAGAUUCGCAAAUACACACACACACACACACACACACUGGGUUUCAAAGAAAACAAACCUUUUUCUGUUUUUGAAGAUUGUCGGCACCUAUCUCUGUAGCACUUUGAAGUGAUGCAAUACUGUAUUUAUAAUUUAUGAUUGAUUUGCAAAUCAUGUUUGCUAGACUGACUAGACUUUGCAUAAAGACAUUCUGUCCAUGGUGAGAGAGACAGAGAGAGAAAAAGAGGGAGCGAGAAAGAGAAGAGAGCCAAUCAGUGAAAAACGCAAUACUUUGUACACAUCUGUGUGGUCUGUACAUGUCUGUCUGUCAGUGUGUCUGCCUCUCUGUGUUAGUCCAUCUGUCUUGAUUGUCUCUCUGUCUGGUCUGGUUUACCCAUCAUGGCAAUAUCAAUUCUCCACUUGGACAUUUAUAUAAAAAACAAUUUUCCCUCAAUUUUAUUGUGGAAUGAAUGAUCUGUGCAUUUAUUUAUUACUGAAGAUCCACUGUUGAAUAAACAAUGUUCUUAAUUAA
Molecule: messenger RNA, 4168 nt
Organism: Lates calcarifer (barramundi perch)
Lineage: Eukaryota; Metazoa; Chordata; Actinopteri; Centropomidae
Gene: dusp4
Product: dual specificity phosphatase 4
Exons: 4
Coding region: 277-1383 (368 amino acids)
Biological process (GO): endoderm formation; negative regulation of MAPK cascade; protein dephosphorylation
Cellular component (GO): nucleus; cytoplasm
Molecular function (GO): protein tyrosine/threonine phosphatase activity; MAP kinase tyrosine/serine/threonine phosphatase activity
Source: RefSeq, a predicted model, not a curated record